This is a messenger RNA of Lodderomyces elongisporus, 300 nucleotides long. It is a transcript of the gene ELC1, whose product is annotated as elongin C. The transcript has a single exon. Gene Ontology annotation, biological process: ubiquitin-dependent protein catabolic process. The record is from RefSeq and is a predicted model, not a curated record. NCBI's taxonomy places the organism in Eukaryota, Fungi, Ascomycota, Pichiomycetes, Serinales, Debaryomycetaceae. Gene Ontology annotation, molecular function: protein-macromolecule adaptor activity. Gene Ontology annotation, cellular component: elongin complex. Bases 1 to 300 code for a protein of 99 amino acids.
AUGGCUUCAUCAAAUACAGAAUUUGUUACGUUGGUGUCUUCUGACAAGUUCAAGUUUGUUAUACAAAAGGACGUGGCUGCAAUAUCCUCAGUUUUAAGAAAUUCUCAAGGCUUCGAAGAAGGAAAGACAGGCAAGAUAGAGCUAGAUAUGGAUGGAGACAUAUUGGAAUGUGUAGUGGAAUAUUUAUAUUAUCAUUUCAAAUACAAAGACCAAGUAGAAUCAGGCGAUGUGCCCGAGUUCCAUAUUCCAACACAUCUUGCAUUGGAAUUGCUCGUAAAGGCAGAUUAUUUGGAUAUAUGA